UUUGUGCUAAUAUUUUAUACAAAAAAAUGAUAAGAAAGAUGUCAAAUCCUCCACGUGUUGUUAAGGAAUUCUUGCCAGCACCUGCCCAACGUCUACUUCUAAUCCCUACUUAUCAGCGUUCAUUAAGGUUAAAUUCCACAGUAAAAAGGGGUUUUGAGACAUCAGCCUGACUGCUAAAGUCUCGAAGGAAGGCCUUGAAGACCAGCAAUAUAUCCAAUGGUAUUUAUUAGUCAUUUUAUUAUGAUUUACCGGGAGAUGAGAGUGGAGUGAAGAAUUUGGCUUUGGAAAUUGGUAGAGAUCAUGAUAAAGACUUGGGUGAACGGAGUCACCUACGAGGGCCAAUGGAGUACAGUCACUGCCUUGAAGCAUGGCUCUGGCACUUAUGUGUGGAAGAGUGGGCAGGAGUAUGAGGGUGACUGGAAGAAUGGUAGACAAAAUGGAGAAGGUACGUUUACUUGGCCAGACGGUGAUAUCUACGAAGGAGAAUAUAAGAAUGGUCAAAAGCAUGGAAAAGGGAAGCUCACUUGUGCUAAUGGAACCAUUUAUCAAGGAGACUUUAAAGCCGACAAAAGCUGUGGCUUGGGAACCCAAUCCUGGCCGAAGGGCGACAAGUACGAAGGGUACUUCUCCGAUAACAAAGAGAACGGGAAAGGAACGUACACUUGGGAUGACGGCAGAAAGUACUUAGGAGUCUGGAAACAAGGCAAGAGACAUGAGAAAGGAGUCUUCUAUGAUCCUGAAGGCAACCAGGUUCCUCUAGAAUGGAGCAAUGGACAGUUACUGUAAUUCAGAUGAAAUGGAAUAAGUCAAGGGAU
This is a messenger RNA of Moneuplotes crassus, 815 nucleotides long. The record is from the annotation of a GenBank genome assembly. NCBI's taxonomy places the organism in Eukaryota, Ciliophora, Spirotrichea, Euplotida, Euplotidae.